AUUCGUGCUGCCCAGUGUCGAGUAUCAAGUGCACCCAGCGAUGCUGUUAAAGUCCACUGUGUGGCGCUGGUGCAACUCCUCCCGGUGUUAGCUAGCUUUGUUGACGGAAGUUCCCACGGAAGAAGAGAAGGAGUUGCGAUGGUGCGUGUGAAGUCCAGGUAUUUGCUGUGUGAAGUCCACGUGACGGACCGGAGCCGUCUGUUGUUGCUGGAUGACCGAGCUGUGGCUCUGGCCGUGAAGGCAGCGGUGGCCCGCACACACGGGGACUAUGGGGCGGCUCUCUGCAGCAUCAGAUUCUCUGUGAAAUAUCUGAAUGCUCAUACUGGAAUAGUAUUCCUGCGUUUCCCCAAAAGGUGUUACAAACUCCUCUGGUCUGCAUUGCCUUUCAUUACCUGCAUUGAAACUCGUGGGCAGAAAAUCCCAUGUUUUCUGAACUGUUUGCAUGUCGGAGGAACAAUUCGAACAUGUCAGAAGUUUCUGAUCCGAUACAACACCCAGCAGCUCCAUCGAAUGCUCCCUAAAUGUAAAAACGAAGAAGAAAAACAAGAAGUUCAAAAAGCAAUUCUGAACUGCACUCUAACGAGAGGAAACCAGGAAGCAUUCGAAGAUGAAUUUGAGAGUGACGAAGAGGAUGAAGAAGAGUGACUUCACAACGUGCAGUAAAAGGAGGCAGAAUAUUUUUGUUACGGGACUGAUGGAAAGAAAUGCAUGCCCAACUCUGGAAAUGUUUUUUACUGCAGCUGCUCAGUAUAUUUGUUACUAAAGAUGCCUGUCUUCAAUAGAGGGACUUAUUAUGUUUGUCACAUAAAUCAUUUGGGUUGGCAGAGUAUCUUUUAACAGCAAGGUCACCUAACGCUGUUACUGAAUUACUAUCUCUUAGUUGUUUUGGACAAAAAAUAAAACUGCAAUUGCAUAGCACAUAAUAAAAUGAUGGCCUUCUUAAAAAAAAAAGUUAUUUUUUAAUUAAAUAUUUUGUAUUUAUUCUAUGUGUAUUUCUGGUGUGUUUUGUUUACAAAUUAAAGCACUAUUUUUGAAAAUAUUG
Messenger RNA from Cottoperca gobio, 1042 nucleotides. RefSeq names its product POP5 homolog, ribonuclease P/MRP subunit (gene pop5). The transcript has 5 exons. Gene Ontology annotation, cellular component: ribonuclease P complex. The record is from RefSeq and is a predicted model, not a curated record. NCBI's taxonomy places the organism in Eukaryota, Metazoa, Chordata, Actinopteri, Perciformes, Bovichtidae. Gene Ontology annotation, molecular function: ribonuclease P RNA binding. Gene Ontology annotation, biological process: tRNA 5'-leader removal. Bases 139 to 645 code for a protein of 168 amino acids.